CAAGUCCUCCCAUCUCCUCUCCACACGAAUAAAGAUGUCGACUAUUACUAGUACUGCUCUUCAGACCUCCUACCCGCCUCUCCUCCCUAAGUCUUUCAACGGCAACCAGCCCAAAACAAUCCGCCUCUAUCCCCUCUCCAACUACACCUUCGGCACCAAAGAGACCCAACCGGAAGAAGACCCCUCGGUGCUCGCGCGCCUCAAGCGCCUCGAAGAACACUAUGUCGCGCACGGUAUGCGGCGAACGUGCGAAGGGAUCCUCGUUUGUCACGAGCAUAACCAUCCUCACAUCCUAAUGCUGCAAAUCGCGAACGCGUUCUUCAAGCUCCCUGGCGAUUACCUGAAGCCCGAAGAUGAGGAAAUAGAAGGGUUCAAGAUGAGGCUGAACGAGAGACUGGCGCCUGUAGGUACGCAGUUUAGCGGCGAGGGCGUUAAUGAGGAAUGGGAGAUUGGUGAUACGCUGGCGCAGUGGUGGAGGCCGAAUUUCGAGACUUUCAUGUACCCCUUCAUCCCGGCGCAUGUUACGAGGCCGAAGGAAUGCAAGAAGUUGUAUUUCAUCCAACUUCCGAGACAGAAGGUUCUCAGUGUCCCGAAGAAUAUGAAACUUCUGGCCGUCCCUCUCUUCGAGCUCUACGAUAAUACCGCGAGAUAUGGCCCUCAAUUAUCGGCAAUUCCUCAUUUGCUAUCACGGUAUAAUUUCGAAUUCAUUGAUGAGAAUGGUCAAGUAGUGGCUGUUACUCCAGGAGGUGGUCCAGAUGAUGGAUACGUGCCGAAAACGAAAGUUCUAGCGGGGGGCACUGAUGAAGAGAUGUCUACAUUCGAGGAAGUCAAGGAGGAGAAUGGGGCACAGUAA
Amorphotheca resinae ATCC 22711 is the source of this 853-nucleotide messenger RNA. RefSeq lists its product as hypothetical. The transcript has 2 exons. Gene Ontology annotation, molecular function: mRNA binding. Lineage: Eukaryota; Fungi; Ascomycota; Leotiomycetes; Helotiales; Amorphothecaceae. The record is from RefSeq and is a predicted model, not a curated record. Bases 35 to 853 code for a protein of 272 amino acids. Gene Ontology annotation, cellular component: mRNA cleavage factor complex.